AGCGUGCUUCUACGCGCGCGCGCGCACGCACGCAGACGCACAAAUGAGCCAAAAUGACGCACAAUUUACACACGAGAGCGCUGUACGACAUGUAGGAACCAUGAGAUGAUUUCAUUCAGUCCAACUAUAUAUGAGCUUAUACCAUCAGGAGUUUCUAUCACAGGACAGUGACAACACAGAUGAACAUGUUGCUGCUGAAUAAGGUUCCUGUAUGGCUUUCUGCAUUUACUCUGCUUUUGCUGACUCAGGACUCCGUCUCCACAUCAGAGGUCACAGCCUGUGGAGUGACGGUGGAUCCACCUGCCAAUAUUGAAAUAAAAGACCCUGGCUUCCUGGGUUACCUCAGUAUUCACUGGACGCAGCCAGCCAGCCUUCAGAACCUUACAGAUUGCAGAGUACGAUACCAACUCCAAUACUAUGACACCUAUGAGGAACGAUGGAGGAGUGUCCGAACUGUAAAGUUGACUUAUGCUGCCCAGUUUGACCUUGAGAAACCAGUCAAGGUGAGAAUACUCACUAUGUUAAAGUGUGCCUGCACCAAUGGGACAGAGGUCCAAGGGGAGGAGACAGAGAAAGUAUACACACCUGAACCUACAGGUAUGGCAGGAUCAAGAAUAAGAGAUUUUCAUUGUGUCUACUAUGGAAAGGAGUACAUGGAAUGCACCUGGGAGUCAGGACCUGUCCAGCCUCCAAAUUCACAGCACUACCUCUAUUACUGGCACAGGGAAAUGGAUGAAACAAAGGAAUGUCCAGAAUACAUCGUAUUAUCUGAGGUUCGGAGAGGAUGCAGGUUUCCUCGAGAAUCGCUCUUAGAGUUCUCCAAGUUUAAUAUGUGUGUAAAUGGAUCGUCUCCAGCAGAAAGUCUGAGAACAGCCUACUUCUCUAUUGAGGUUCAAAAUCAUGUAAAACCAGCAGUGGUAUCCUCUGUGCAUGUGUCAGAGAUGGAUGGACUGUUGAAGUUAGAUUGGUCGCCACCUAGUGGUCAGGUGCCAGAACACUGCCUGGAAUAUGAGAUAGAGAGCAGCACUCUAAUGGCAAAUGGCAAAGAACUGCAGCAAAGAAAGGUUCUGGAGAAUGUAGUUCUGGACACAUCUUAUGACCUCCGGAAAGAAGCAGAAAGUAAGAAAACUUGCUUUCAAAUCAGGUCAAAAGUGAGCAUGUACUGCGCUGAUGAAGGAUUCUGGAGUGACUGGAGCCAAACAAAUUGUACAGAAGAGAAGGAAACGCAAUACGUGGAAACAUGGAAUCAUCUCAGUCUGGUUGGCCUGGUUGUCAUUAGCAUUGCUGGAGUCAUCAUCCUUUGUCUUUCACUGUGGAUAUUAAAAAAGAUUUGCAUAAAAAAGAGCAGCAAGAAGGAUGCCCUUUACACUUUGUACAAGCAGAAGGUCAAUGAGACCAUGCCCACAAUCCUCAGUCCCAUUUUCAAGUGAUGCUCCCUACGACCUGCUAUGCUGCAUUACCGUUCAGCAGUUCUAGACUGCACUAAAAGCACAUUAAUCAGAGAAAUAAACACAAGGAGUGAGACUUCAACGCCCUUCCAGAGUUUACCUUGUAGUGCAUUUAAAGUGAUAGCUGUUAGGACCAGUAAUCUUGUGGAACAGAUAUGUGGACCUGAAUGAACCACAGCACUGACCUGAAUGUAUGAGGCACUUUGUUUACCAAGCCACUAUGCUACCUGAUGUGUUUACACACGUAAAAUGUGUCACUUAAAGUUACUCAUAGAUUUUUCAAAUGCCAAUGAUCUUGCCAAUUUUGCCUACUCUUUAUUUUUCUAUGAGCUUUUUUUGCUGUUUUGCCUUGAUGUAUGACUUUUUCAAUAUUUUAGGUUAUUUUACCUCAUACAUCAUGAAGAAUGAGUAAGAGUGUUCGUUCAGAAAAAGUGCAAGCUUUCAUAUACAUUAUUAAAAUCACAUUUUCUUGAAUUUA
This is a messenger RNA of Ctenopharyngodon idella (grass carp), 1926 nucleotides long. It is a transcript of the gene il13ra2, whose product is annotated as interleukin 13 receptor, alpha 2. Lineage: Eukaryota; Metazoa; Chordata; Actinopteri; Cypriniformes; Xenocyprididae. The coding region runs from base 180 to 1430 and encodes 416 amino acids. Gene Ontology annotation, cellular component: external side of plasma membrane. The record is from RefSeq and is a predicted model, not a curated record. Gene Ontology annotation, biological process: cytokine-mediated signaling pathway. The transcript is spliced from 10 exons. Gene Ontology annotation, molecular function: protein binding; cytokine receptor activity.